This is a messenger RNA of Talaromyces proteolyticus, 1077 nucleotides long. RefSeq lists its product as uncharacterized. The transcript is spliced from 3 exons. NCBI's taxonomy places the organism in Eukaryota, Fungi, Ascomycota, Eurotiomycetes, Eurotiales, Trichocomaceae. The coding region runs from base 1 to 1077 and encodes 358 amino acids. The record is from RefSeq and is a predicted model, not a curated record.
AUGGCCUUUACAAUCCCAGCUCUCUUUCUCAACGCUGUCUUGUUAGUAGACGCGGCGGCGUCUUCAUACCCUACGUCAUCUUGGACUCUUCAGGAAGCGAACAAACCCGCAACUGUCGUGGUGAGUUCGCUGGAAGGUCCAAUUGACGGUCCCAAAUUUGAUUAUAUAAAUAGUACAGUCUACCAAUGGUGGUAUUUUGAUGUGGUGAGCUCUGAUCUAGAGUCUUGCCUUACUGUUCAAUUCAACAUUGGCUCCGAACUUGCAUUGGGUUUUGGAAAUGCAUCAGAAAUCCUUCCUUACGUCGCUAUCAACGGAAAGUUCCCCAACGGCACAUUAUUCGAUAUGGCAUCAGUCCCUGCCACCAAUAUAACGAUACAGACCAUUGGACAAGGUUCCUCUGGUGUUUGGGAAGGUACUGGCUGUAGCUGGGAGGGAACACCGGACCUUUCAGAGUAUGUUCUCACUUUGAAUGCACCGGAACAAGGCAUUCAGGGAAGUGUAUACUUGAAAUCGAUAUCGCCAGCUCAGUAUCCUUUCAACCUUCUUUCUCAGCAGCUUUAUAAUGUGAGUGAGAGUGUUCUUCCGGGCUUUUACUGGGCGAAUUCGAUCCCAGGUGCAUUGGGAGGUGUAGACCUCACUAUCAGAGGUGAUCGACUAUUGUUUGAUGGAAGUGGUUACCAUGACAGUAACUGGGGAACAAUUGGACUACCGAAAGUUGCUGGGAGCUGGUACUGGGGUCAUGCACAAGUAGGAGACUUGACUAUCGUAUUCUCAACAGUUGAAGGACGCACCCAGACAGUCAGUAGUAUUUAUAUUGGCAAUGAUCCUACGUUGAUCAUCAUUGGGAAUGUUACUGUGACACCAGUUACCGGAAGCAAUUAUCCAAAUGGCACUCUGAAUAUUGCCCUCGAUGCUGCUUUUGACGGCAAAUAUGAGUUCUUGAUUGUUCCAACCGAUAUAGUAUACUCUACGCCGGCACCUAAAUACACAAGAUGGAUUGGUAUAAUUGAGGGUGGACUUGUUGGUGGAGAAAGCCAGAAAGGAGUCGUCUUGUGGGAAUACUUCUACUUCGGGUGA